AUGACGACGACGACUCAACACCCCCCCUGCACUGAGCAGGCAACCCUGGUUUGGGCUCUCCCGAGCCUUUCCAACCUUCCCCGGGGGGUUCUAGGCACUGGAGGGUCGGCGCUGGGACCUAGGAGGCGCUUCCGACUGGCGCGCUCGCCUUCUCCGCCGGGUCCAUCUGCUGGGUCCGUGCGCCUCCCGGAUGCCCGGCUCCGACCAGCCCGGCUCUUUUGUUCUGCAGCGGCCGGGCGGCGAGAGGUUUCCCACCGGACGCUCAUCUCCCCACCCACCGCCGGCCCAUUGAAACCUUCAGUUGCCGCAGAUCACAAUGCAAAACAGGUAAUAGCCGCUGCCUAUGCCUCCUGGUUUGGGUGGGUAGCUCUCUCCCUCGCCCCCUGCUCCCCCUUCCUGCCCAGCCUAGAUCACAAAUGGGGCGGGCGGGGAAAGCUUUGCAGCUCCGGGCGCUUCUCUGCAGGCUGGGGGCGCAAGGAGGAAGGGAGGGAGCAGGACCCUCGAUCUGCGAGGUGGGCGAGAGAUGGUUUGCAUUGCAACGGGUCUGCUCCCUUUAAGCGAGACUUGUUUGCGUUUAAGGGAUCGGGGUCGAGCCGGGGAUUGUUGUGAUGAAGAUGAUUUUAACGCAAAUGGUUCUUGUAACGCUCUCCUCCCCCUCUUACCGUUCCCUAUCCAAGGGGAAUUCCAGCUCCCUUAGAAGCCCCUUCUGUUUAUUUAUUAUUAUUAUUUUUUAAAUAAUCCCAAAUGCCUUCGGGCUGGCUCGUGAUGGGAGUGAGGGAAGGGCACUCAGCACAUGCCCAGAGGUGCCCUCUUCCCUAUAGUCGAGGAAAAUCAGCCCAAAAACAAAACACAAAAGAGGGGAGCACUCAGGAUCGUUCUAGAAUCUGUCGCUAGAUUCUGGAAGAUUCAUUGGCCCAAGGCUGCCAAAGUCUCAGUUCAGAUUAAGCAACGAAGCUGGUUCUUAUGUUAUGGCUGUGACAGUGACUUGGUCACAGGAAUUUGGCUGAAAGAUUGUGCUUGGCUCCCUUUUAUCCAGUGUUAACAAUCUGUAGGAUUGGUGGAUUGUGGAAAUGAAAUGAAUUGGAUGUUGCUGAUGGGGGAAUCUCUUUUCCUAAUUCAAAUUGACAGCAACAUGGUGAAUUUAUACUCUCCCUAUUCAUCUUUUCUUUUCCCCCUUAACAUUUCCAGUAGUGGAUGCUGUUGGACUUUAGCAUUUGUUUGUUUGUUUAGAAAAGUGCAAAAGAGCUGGAUUUGGCAACUUGAUGCAUAGCAUGAUAGCUUUAAAAUGAAUCAACCAGGGUUGUUUUUAAAAAGUAUUUCUCAAAGUUAAAUUUUGAAAGUAGGGUUAGAAAAUGGUCAGAAUUCCAACGCAAACCACUGAAACAUUGCCAAGCUUCAGAUCUGUGCAAAAUGUAAUUGCCGUUCUAGUCGGUUCUAUUUUGUAUUUCAACAUAUUUCUGUAGAACUGGACGAGCAGCAUCUGGAGAAAGUAUUUGCAAAGAGGCUGGGAGACUGCUCUUUAUCAGCAGAUACCAGUUAAAAAUGUAUUAAUAUUCUGCUUAGGCUGUUUUCUAGGGCUGUAUGGAAAUGGGUUCCAGAGCAGAACAGACUCAACUCUGAGUCCUGCAUUAUAGCUGUGCCAAGAGAUACCUGCUAGGUUUGUCUCCUGGUAAUACAGAUCUACAUCUAAGUAAUGGCAAGAGGUAAUUCCCAGCAGAUAAGCAAGUGAGUUUCUGCAGCUGACAUCUGCUAUAUCUUGGGGAUAGAUGGCAACCCCCAAGGAGCCCUGGGAAUUACAUAGUUUGUGCGAACUAUGUUUAGGGUACAUAUUCAAAUGUCCUAAGCGUUCCUCCUUAACGUCUGUAAACAAGUCUGCUCUACUUGCAAAAGCGUGAUGCACAUUGCAGAAUUGCAAUAAGGGAUAUAAGGCAAGGGUCACACAUAGAAUUGCAAUCUCCUUCUUUCUAUCCUUGCCUCAGAGUCAAAGCCCCCACCUCCUAUGCAUGAUCAAACUUGGUUUCUUCUCAGUUAUCUGGAAUAGCUACCCAGUCUGCAUCCUUGGAAUGGCUAAUUCAGUUUAGAAUUCCCACUUCACUCAUGAGUGCAUAUUGAAAGCUGGAGGAAAACUGCACGCUUGAUCUGUCCUGGGUAUGGCAGGAUGGUUAAAAUUAGAUUAUUGGUGUUAACAGAUCUUAAGUAUGAGUAGUACAGACCCUCUUGCUGAUGCAGUGCAUGUUCAUAUAUGAAGUUAGGGUGCACUCGCAUGCAAAAGUCAUUAAUGUACAGUGAAUAACUGUACACACAGUUAUUCACAGAUGUAAAAUGCAUGUCUUUGUGUAUAUGUUUUUGCUCACAGAUACCUUGUAGACAUAUGCACGUUUGCAUUCCCAUCCACAAGGGAAGAUAUUAUCUGCAAGACUCUCUUAAGACCAAUUUAGACUGUGCACAUGUGCAGACACUGUGCACCAUUAUAUCCAUGCUCGAGUGUGUAGUCACACCCACAAUUCAGUGUAUAUUUUAAAAGAACUGCACACACGGUUAGAGAUUCAGGUAAGUGUGCACAGAGUGCACAUAUACACUUAGGGUUUCUUUUAAAUGUUUUAGAUUUCAGCCCACUUUGGAGGAGGCAUUAACUGGUGAGGAGACUGGGGAAUUGAAAUCUCAUUCAUAGUUUAUGUAACUUGAGGGUUAACCCUGCUGAGUUCAAAAGGAAUCACUUCCGUAAAUGUUUCACUCUUGAUCUCUAAGGUGCCCCAGUGCUUUUUGCCACUGUAAUUUAAGGCGCCUAGGGUACUAGCCAACGAAGUCAUACUCCGAGUAGACCCACAGAAAUCAGUGGGCCUACGCUGAGUGUGGCUCAGGUGGCUAUCACCCCAUGUCUUUUGGAAUGAAUACUUGGAUGUAUUCUCGGGGUCUGAAAUGCAAAGAUGGUAGUGGCGCUUAUACUUUUGCAGAAGACCAAAUGCAUUGCUGGGGUGGCGGGGUCUUCCUGGUGGGCUUCUCUGUGGUUCUCACUGUUCUCCCGUCUCCGCAGCGAUGUCCCUGUAGCUGA
Molecule: messenger RNA, 3052 nt
Organism: Podarcis lilfordi (Lilford's wall lizard)
Lineage: Eukaryota; Metazoa; Chordata; Lepidosauria; Squamata; Lacertidae
Source: the annotation of a GenBank genome assembly